Messenger RNA from Oryzias latipes (Japanese medaka), 3108 nucleotides. RefSeq names its product nucleobindin 2a (gene nucb2a). Gene Ontology annotation, cellular component: extracellular exosome; endoplasmic reticulum-Golgi intermediate compartment. Gene Ontology annotation, molecular function: calcium ion binding. Lineage: Eukaryota; Metazoa; Chordata; Actinopteri; Beloniformes; Adrianichthyidae. The record is from RefSeq and is a predicted model, not a curated record.
UAUUACCGUUGUGCUGGCCAAUUAGGUCGGCGGUGACUCGCGUUCUGCCUUACAUGCUGAAUUACGACCUAGCAGCCCCAGCUGAGAGCAAAGGGAGGAAAUCCGGCAAAUGGGCUUUAGAAAUCACGUAAAAAUGAUGUGCUGGAGUCGAGCUCUUCUCAGCAGCUGCGCUCUCCUGCUGAUCAUGCUGCAGUCGUGUUUAGAUGCAGUUCCGAUCAGCAUCGACAAGACGAAAGUCAAAGAGCCAGAGCAACAACCAGAAGAACCGCCAGCGAAUGUGGAUACUGGACUCCACUAUGAUCGCUACCUCAGAGAGGUUAUUGAUUUUCUUGAGAAAGAUCAGCAUUUUCGAGAAAAGCUCCACAAUACAGACAUGGAAGACAUCAAGCAGGGUAAGCUGGCUAAAGAACUUGAUUUUGUCAGCCACCAUGUGAGAACAAAACUAGACGAGUUGAAAAGGCAAGAGGUCAACCGCCUGCGCACCCUGAUUAAAGCCAAGCAAGACAUAGAGGGCGGGAACGACAUAGCAGUGGACCACCAGGCUCUUCUGAAGCAGUUUGAAUAUCUAAACCACAUGAAUCCACAUACGUUUGAGGUGGAAGACCUGGAUCGGCUAAUUAAAUCGGCCACAAAGGAUCUGGAGAACUAUGACAAGGAAAGACACGAGGAGUUUAAGAGAUAUGAGAUGAUGAAAGAGCAUGACAGACGGGAACAUCUGAAAACUCUCAAUGACGAAGAGCGGAAGAAAGAGGAGGAACACUAUGAGGAGAUGAGGAAGAAACAUGCUGAUCACCCCAAAGUGAACCAUCCUGGUAGUGAGAAUCAACUUAAGGAAGUGUGGGAGGAGGCAGAUGGUUUGGACCCAGAAGAUUUUGAUCCAAAAACCUUCUUCAAUCUUCAUGAUACAAAUGGAGAUGGUUUCUUUGAUGAACAGGAGCUGGAAGCGUUGUUCACCAAAGAGCUGGAGAAGAUUUAUGAUCCCACCAAUGAAGAGGAUGACAUGGUGGAAAUGGAGGAAGAGCGGCUACGAAUGAGAGAGCAUGUUAUGAAUGAGGUCGAUACUAAUAAAGACAGGUUGGUUUCUAUGGAUGAGUUCCUUGUUGCUACAAAGAAAAAGGAAUUCCUGGAGCCAGAUAGCUGGGAGACUCUGGAGCAAAAUCAGGCUUACACAGAUGCAGAGAUGAGGGAAUUUGAAGAGCAUCUCGCUCAGCAAGAGCAGGACCUCAAUCAGAGGGCUGUUGACCUUCAGAAGCAGAGAACUGAGCUGGAGAGACAGCAGGAACAGCUCAAUGCACAAAAAAUAGAACUUCAGCAGGCUGUUGAGCAUAUGGAACGUCUCAAGUCGCAGAAGGUAGACGGUCUGCCGGAGGUGCACGUUGAAGGAAAUGAUAUCUCACACGUGCAAGCCGCUGACAACCAGUUGCAUGUUGAACAAGAGGCUCAGCUUCCAGGACAUCAAGACCAGCUGCCUCCAGCUUCACCCCAAGAACACCUCGUACAACAUGAGGAACAUCAACAGAACAUCCCCCAGCAGACUCAUCAGGAAAUACCAGCAGUUCAACCAGAAGUCGGACAAGAACAUCCUCACCAGCCUUAAAACUACUGCGAAAAACUCACCAAAACCUUAGUGGCACCUUAACUGGUAAAAGUGAAACACUCCCACUGAGCAUGGGCCUCUUAAGCAGUGAAGACUACCCAGCAUGCUCCAUGUUAGAGAGUUCAAUACACUUGACAUGAAAAAGUGAGGCACAUAAGGAAGCUUUUCUCCUCAUUACCGCUAAUCCUUGGAUUACAAAAGGGCCUUACAAUUUAAGGUUAAAAGAUUUUAAGCAUGUAUCCUAAAACCAGAAUAGAAAGUUUGAAAGAAAUGUCAGCAAAGUUUAACCAUUAAUGAGUGUCAAUAAAACUGGCUGUAAGACAAAAACAAGAAUAGCGUUUUAAUCUGAAAGACUGUUGAGCUGUAAAAGCUAAAAAACAAAAAGUCAAUUUUUAUACUAGCCUUACUUUUAUUGUCUGAUAUAAGUUUUUUCCUAAAAGUCUUUUGAAAAAGUAAAUACGAACAUUAUGGUGGAAAAUGUUUUAUGAUGCAGUAAUACACUCAAGACAUUAUGAGGUACAUUUUGAACAUUUUCUAUUGUAAUAAAGGUUUAAAAGAGCAAACUGUGCACUAUGGGGAUAUUUAGCAUUUUCAAAUUUUAUGUAGGUUUUGAAUGAAACCUAUUUGAUUAAGGCUGAUUGUUUUUUUUUUCUGCACACUUGGUCAAAUGUUUACUCACAAUGGUUUAUGUGGAGUCCGAAUUCUUUUUUCCAACCACUUUCAAACAGUAUAGAAGCAUUUUAAAAAUACCUCCUUAGUUGUAAAGUGCAUGGCAGCAUUUUUCUUUGAGUGAUCGAGUAUAAAAAGUGAAUCAAAGCUUUGUAGAAACAGGUCUCAGUAACUGCCAAUUCCACCAAAUUUAAUGUGUAAACUGUGCUGGAAAUAAAUGAAAGCAAACACUUUGUCACUUGAGUUAUGGAUGGAUGUCAGAAAGAAUGCAUUUGAAAUUUAGGCAUUUGUACACAAAUGUAUAUGUACCAUAUUUAUUUAUGGUUUGAUAAAUGUCUCCAAUCUUCAAUUUGUUCAAUGUAUGUAAAAUUUUAAGGUGUUCAGAUAGUUAGCUGGUGUGUCCUUUGGUAUAAACUGUUUUUGUUGAUGCAUCCAGACCAGAUCCAUGUUUUGCGGUUGUAUGUUGUUCUCAAGAGUCUGGAGGAACAAAAAGCUGUUUUCCCUCCAGAUCGCUGGCUGCUUGUUAUGCUGUCCAAGUUGCAUGCUUGUUCUUGUUGCAAUCAUGAGAAACGGGUGUUUGUGGCUCAUUUCCCAGUUACUACAAGAUCUCUUAAUUUGUGGAGACAUUUUUUUAAAUAGAACCAAUGGUACUACGGUCUGUAUUGCUUUUUACAAAACACUUUUUUUUCUCUUUGCCGUCAUGUUUUUUGUUUACGAGCCGUUUCUGAACAGCACAGCCUUUUCAUUUGUACAGAAAUUACAGCUCAAUUUUUGUUAACUGCUGGCUAAGUCAUUUCACAACUUUACACUCAAGUUCAAGACAAUAAAAAUCUUUUACCUUU